This is a messenger RNA of Phaeodactylum tricornutum CCAP 1055/1, 1108 nucleotides long. RefSeq lists its product with no specific name. NCBI's taxonomy places the organism in Eukaryota, Bacillariophyta, Bacillariophyceae, Surirellales, Neidiaceae. Bases 59 to 676 code for a protein of 205 amino acids. The record is from RefSeq and is a predicted model, not a curated record. The transcript is spliced from 2 exons.
UACGACUUCCCGAGAAAAUACACACACAGAUCAAUCACGAUCUUGUACGUACUCGACCAUGACAAUCAAGGUAGAACAAGAUACGCUCUUGCAAGUACUGCAAAAUCACCACCAACACCAAUCAUUCGAACCGGUAGGACCUCAAGAAGACUACCUGGUGAUUGACUUCUGCAAGCCGAUAGGAUCCGACGACUUCUGCGUAGAAAAGCUGCGGAGCCCUACGGACGAUGAAGACGAUUCCGUAUACACUAUUUCGACCGCCUCCUUGUCUGACACGUUCUCCGACGUUGACUCAACCUGCGAGAGAAGAGUAUCGUUUGCCGAAAACUUGGUGACGGACGUCUGGACUCGACCAUUUACUCCGAAAGAGGAAAUCUCUGAUCUGUAUUACUCUACCAUGGAAACCCAACGAUUUCGUCAAGAGUAUCGAUUGGUACGCAAGCUACUAAACGAGCUAUCUAUCGAUCCCGAGACUUGCCCGACGGACAACGACGGCUUAUCCGCGUUGAUAUCGACGUCUCAACCUACUGCACGUCACUCUAUCUCGCGCGUUGUUGUUUUACACAACAAUAAGCUCGAGACUUUUUUUGAACCAAAGACGGCUCCCAAAAAGGAGUUUACGGAAGACUUUUUCGACAACGACUCGUUCUGGAGUGGAUCUAUCACAUGGUACUAGCGGCCCCCUGGCAUUCCUUUCUGCUUUGCUUUUUGGCGUUGCGGAAAGCUUUCGGGGGUCGUUUUGUACGUUGUGUGAACCUUUGUAGGAUCCUGAUCACUUCAGAGCGAUGAUAUGCGAAAUGGUGGACUGUUCGGAUUGGAAAGAGUCGGAGGAACUAUCCAGGAAACAUUUUUCGACCUGCUUCUGUCCAUACAUACUUUCAUCUAUUUCGCAAGCAUACGGACGCGCACACUUUUUUGUCGCGCUGUUGUUUUUGAUACUAUAAGGCUACUGGGUUGGAUCCAGAAAUUGCUUUUCUGGGUCCGCUUUGUAUAUGUUUACGCACGUUACAACGACACACGGGUGCUUUCCACAGUUCAAGGAAAGCGGUGUAGUCAUGUAUAUUGUACCAAUUUAAUACUAGAGGGGAUGCACUAUUACAUCUUUGAA